This is a messenger RNA of Neurospora tetraspora, 3869 nucleotides long. RefSeq lists its product as uncharacterized. NCBI's taxonomy places the organism in Eukaryota, Fungi, Ascomycota, Sordariomycetes, Sordariales, Sordariaceae. The transcript has 7 exons. The record is from RefSeq and is a predicted model, not a curated record. Gene Ontology annotation, biological process: protein phosphorylation. The coding region runs from base 27 to 3818 and encodes 1263 amino acids. Gene Ontology annotation, molecular function: ATP binding; protein kinase activity.
CCACAUUCUCCCAACCUCCAGUCAACAUGGCGCACCAACAAGCCCAAAGACAAGGGAAAGGGCAGGGCCCGGUGGAACCUCCCACAGCCGACCUCUACGGCGAGCGCGCCGUCCAGCGCGAAAUGCUUCGCUACCAACAAGACAACGGCUACCCGUGCGUGCUCUACCGGCGCGGCGAGCUGCACAUAAGAGAAACUCCAGAGUACCGAGCGCUGCGCAGGAAAUGGCGACCCCCCAUUCCCGGCCCCCUCUGGAAAAACCACUUCACCAACCCGUUCUACGGCGCCAACCAGAUGUACGAGAUCAUUCCCUUUUCGCGCCGGGGCAUGCCGGCCAAUCCUGGCCAGAACCCUAACCAGGCUGCUGCACCGGGGCCGCAGGUGGGCGACAGGUUUAAAGUGCAGCAGCCUCAGCAUGUCCAGGAGGCGAUUGCGAGGACGAGGCAGUUUUUGGAGUCCAACUCGGAUUUUCGGAUUAAGAAGGUGCUUGGUUGGGGUGGUAUGGGCGCGGUGUUGCUGGCUGAGUUGAGACAGCCGAGGGAAGGGCAGUCGCAGAACGUGGUGGUCAAGAUGAACUUGCUCGAGAAGGGUAGAGAACAUUUUAGGCAGGAGAAGCAAAAUCAUAUUCGGGUGGCCAGGGCCGCGCACGUGGUUCAGUGUGUCGUGGUGGAGGACAGGCAGGACAACAAAGAAGGACCGGGUAUAAACAGGAUUGCACCACCAGCGGCACCGGCAAUAAAGAGGAAGUACGCUGGCGAUGCUGCGGAUGCGUCCUUUCAGGUCGCCAAGAGGACACGUCUGACGACAGGUGAAGAGGAGAAAGCCCCGGGCGGUGAAAGGCCGGUAGCUGCGGCGCCAGCUUCAGGAGAGUCGCCCAGACGAGCACUUCGCGGUCCUCUUGCAAGGGCUAUCUUCGACCGAGCGAGAGAGGCCCUAAACCUUAAAGGGGCAAAUAAACGACGCACCGACGGAAACCACGACAUCAACACACAUCCAGACUUGCUCGUCAUUGAGCCGAUGUGGCGUGGUGACUUCGACUUGUGGGUAAGGAAGAUGGCCCACUCGGGAGAGCAGUUUCAUUCUAAAGUGCUUUGGUUGAUCUUUGAGUGCUUGUUCAAGGGCGUUCUCGCUAUGGCUCACCCCCCUCGGCACUAUCAUGAGUAUAGGGAAACUGGAGGAAGGACGGGCCCCAUUAUGGAAGAGCGACUGCCAGAUAGAGAGGAUUUGAUCAACUUUGAUAGGGAUGCCUUUAUACACUUUGACUUAGAUCUAGCGAAUAUCCUUGUCGGAGAUUUCAACGUGCCCACUCGAGAUUCGCAUUCGAUAACGCCAAAUAUCAAGAUAGCUGAUCUUGGUCUGGGUACGAACAUGGCCACUGAGAAAAAUGAUUUCUUCAAGAUGUGGGGGUCAAGAUUCUGCGGCAAGCCAUCGGCGGGCUGGCUCUCACCGGAGCAAUUUCACCCCGAAUGGGACCACAUCAAGUACACGCCAUCGUCAGCCACCAACUUCACUCCUACCAUCGCCGGUAAUUACAGUUGGAAAACGAACCUGUACUGGAUCGGUCAGGUUAUGUGGUGUCUCGUAACGCUCCACAAGCCCUCUAGAAUGCCGUUUCCGUACUGGAUCAGUGACUCAAGACCUCCAGGCCGCCGUCGGGGUCGAGUUGGAAAGGAAGGUAGAUUCUGGUCCUGGGGUGGUCUCGUCAAUCAUAGGAGGUACGAUCACAUUGACGAGGACCUCCGUGCCGCCAUUGUCUUGUGCAUGGCCGACAGUCCAGCCAUGCGGCCUGAGGCAAAAGAGCUGUGGGAUUGGAUCCACGAGAAGACGACGUCUGAAUGGGAAGGUUUGGCGGAAGAUGAGGCCCGUCAGUGGGCUGCAACAUUCUUCGAAUCACCAGGAAUCCCGGGUCCAACAAGGCCAGGCGUCUUUGAGCAGCCAGGGGGAGACAGAGAGGAGAUUCCGGCAAAGAACACAAGACCUCCUUGGGGCAAGAUACCCGAGUUGGCUGGUGUAUCGCCCAGUAAACAGGCCAUGAACACCUUCGACUUCACUUUCAAGGUCCCCGGAAAGUGGCCCAAGCUCCUCCAGUCCAGCAAGCCCGUCAAAGUUAAGAAGAAACCAGCGUUUCCGAGACCACCAAAGGCCGCAGAGAAGACUCCGAACCUUGAUCCUCAACAGGCCGCACCGAACCCUCCGAAUCCUGCUCCUCAACAGGCCGAAGAGACCCCCAAAAAAGGUCCUUUUGGGCGUCCACGCAGAAAGUCCAGUGGGGUGAAAGCGGAACAAAUAAAGGCAGCCGUUAAAGCCGUUGAAGCCAACCCAGUUCCACAAGAAAAAGUUGUUCCCGAUUCCCAAGACCCUGCCCAAGAAGCAACCGUACGACCCGCAGCGCCAGUAGCUCAAACCCCAGCAGCGGGAGCACCACCAAAGCGACCAAGUCCAAAGGAACGCAUUCAAGCAGCAUUAGAGGCAACCGCAGCGGAGCCCGCACCGGCACCUGUAAUCCCGCGGCUACCACCGCCCAAGGCCGGGACCAACGCGGUAGCCGGACGAGUCCGCACCUUCGUCGUGCCCUCCGACUCCACCGCGGUAACCAGCUCGACCGCAGCCGCAGCCGCAGCCGCAACCGCAAUAGCACAAGCGACAUCGAGAGCACGAGCGGCACGAGCGGCACGAGAGGGAGCGCCAUCACCUCCCACCAACAAACGGCUCACAGCACUCGGGCCAGGCGUUCGUCUCCUUCCCCAUACAAAAUCCGGCGCCAUUCAGGGUACGCCCCUACAACCGAAUCCUCCUCGUAAGCAAGUGAACUACCAGACUCCCCCUCCGAUCGCUGCAGAUGCCGUGGUGCCCUUCCUGCCUCGGGAAUUGGGAACGUUCCGAGGAAAGCCGAUUGGUCGCGGAGCGGCAGCUCAGAGGCAGAGAAAGCCGGGCGGGAUGUAUCGGCCGCCUCAGCAGAAUCAGCCGCUACAGGAGAAUCGGCCGCCUCAACAGAAUUGGUUGCCACAGCAGGCUCAAGGACCACAACAGCCUCAGCCUCAACAACCACCGCCACAACAGCCCCAACUCAAACUCCCAACAGCAUUCAUCUUGCCCAAUAACCGACCAGGCGGAUCGGCACUACUACCCCAAAGACCACCAGGACCGCCAACACCACUCGUACGCAGACUAAACCCCGUCAACCGCAAAGUCGGUGCUCAAUACGACAUCGGGGCGCGGCGGAAGAAUAUUCUCUUGAGGGGCCCAAGCCGCUUGCAACAAGCCUGGACGCCGCGGGACCUGGCCGAAGGAGGCAAAGCCGGAAGGGCAGGGAGCGGUUUGUUUGCUGGAUUGAAGCUGCGACGUAGACCGGCAGCGGAACAGGCUGGGGUUCCAGAGGCAAUACAGGAGGAACCUGAGGAGGAAGAGGAGGGGGCCGGAGAGGCUGCGCAGGCUAGGCAAGGACCUGGGUCAGGGCAACCUGAACAAGAGCUUACAUCAUCGAUACCACAAAGGGGGCCUAGUGCGCUCAUAGUUGGUUGGGAACACUUGAAGGAAGAGCCAGAAGUCCCGUUGUCUCCACGUGAGCUAGAGGAACGCCGGCUCGAGUUUGAACGGUAUAAGGCAAGGAACUUGUUAUUCGACGGCAGCAUACUCGGCGUAAAUUGGGAUGAUGAGGACUCGAGUGAUUCGGACGUAGAGAUGGGAAGUACUGGUGGUGAGAGGGAGGACGAAAGUCAAGACGCUAUGGUGAUGUCCGGAGAACCCAGUACCAUCGGCAGGUUUGGAAGUUUCUUUUUCCGGUUUGGUGGCUUUGGACGAGGAGGAUCGAAGUCAUAAGAAGGUUGGUGUUGAAGGUUGGGAGUUUGGGUGGGUGUUUUUGUGUUUUAA